AUGAGAGCUUUUAAACUUAAAUCAAGUACACUUUUAUGCUCAAGAGGAGCACAAGUGGAGUUUUAGGAUUAGGGUGCAAUAGCAUUAUAGCUUAGUUGAAUUGAAUUGUAUUUGGAUCGAGGAUUUGAGGCAAGGGUCAAGGGAUAGGGAGCUAGGACAAGGAACAUCAAUCAAAUGGAAGGCAUAGGACUUGGAGUAAAGCUAAAUUUGAAAUCCCUAAAUCACCUGAUAUGGCCGUCUUCAACCUCUCAUUUUCAGUUUAAAGCUCCUUCAUUCAUAUCAACUGCAACUCGAGCUUGCAGAAACAACAUUAAUGAAAAUCUUCUGCCUGCUUUCCGCUUCUCUCCUCUCUGUACCCUCUCUAGUCAGGGUCCAGAACCCAUCAUCCAUAAUAAUACCCAAAAUCUACUUCAAGUAGUCUUGGUGUCUCCACAGAUUCCUGGAAAUACUGGUUGCAUCGCCAGAACCUGUGCUGCGUCAGGUGUAAAACUGCACCUUGUCCAGCCAUUGGGUUUUCAGAUAGAUGAUACCAAACUCAAGCGUGCUGGAUUGGAUUAUUGGCCAUAUGUAGUUGUCAAAGUGCAUCCUUCCUGGGCUGCAUUUCGAGACUAUUUCUCACUUCAAGAUGGAGAGAAACGACUAUUAGCAUUCACUAAGAGGGGAACAGCUAUACAUUCUGAAUUUUCAUACAAGCCUGGUGAUUGGCUUGUGUUUGGAUCAGAAACAAGUGGGUUACCACCUGAUGCGCUCUUUGACUGCAGAAGCGAAGCUUAUGGUGGCGGAACUAUCAAAAUUCCUAUGGUGGAUACCUAUGUAAGAUGUUUGAAUCUUUCUGUCAGUGUAGGAAUUGCAGUUUAUGAAGCUGCGAGACAGCUAGAUUAUGAGCAGCUCCAAUACUCAUCUGAAUCUCUUAUUAAAGGAGAAAAUCAAUUUAUAGCUGAAGAUAUAUUUGCUUAGCUUCUUUGUCAUAUGUGUUCGCUCGUCUAUUGGUUUCACCAUCUCACUCAUUUCUGUAGAUCAUAACCUAAUAAAACCAGAACUGUGGAUUAUGCGAUGCAUCUAUCAACACAAUUCAUUUACCCCAGCAAUUUUGCACUUGACUACAAAGUGCAAACAUGGAUAAGUUGUUGGAUCAAUCAUUGUGUAGGAUGCUUUGACUUGGUGUCAUAAGCCAAGCUGGUGUUUGGUUUGUAGAAGUAUUGAGAAUUUAUUGCAGAAAGCUGAGAUUAUUCAUUCUUGGUUCAGCAUUCAACUACUGCCUACUGGUGCUUGCAUCGAUGGUGUUGUAUUGAUUAUCCGAGGAUUUCUGAAGGUGAAAUUUGUGUUAUUUAAUCAAACAAAUAGUGCACUUUUAAUUUUAAGCUAGGAACUCGAAGAUAUGGAACUGUGUGAACUAGAAAUUUUAUUAGAAGAUAAUAAUCUUUUUGGUUGAGAGAAUUUGUUGUAAAUGGGCAAUUAUACAGUUUAGAGAUUUAUUGUUGCAUCUUGCAAGUAGUAAAAGAAAGAAAGUUGCAAUCA
Messenger RNA from Amaranthus tricolor (Joseph's coat), 1518 nucleotides. RefSeq lists its product as uncharacterized. The record is from RefSeq and is a predicted model, not a curated record. Gene Ontology annotation, biological process: wobble position cytosine ribose methylation; wobble position uridine ribose methylation. The transcript has 7 exons. Lineage: Eukaryota; Viridiplantae; Streptophyta; Magnoliopsida; Caryophyllales; Amaranthaceae. Gene Ontology annotation, molecular function: RNA binding; RNA methyltransferase activity. Bases 175 to 957 code for a protein of 260 amino acids.